Molecule: messenger RNA, 1474 nt
Organism: Danio rerio (zebrafish)
Lineage: Eukaryota; Metazoa; Chordata; Actinopteri; Cypriniformes; Danionidae
Product: zgc:153372
Molecular function (GO): arsenite methyltransferase activity
Source: RefSeq, marked predicted
UGAUUAUACGCAGCAGGAAUAAUAAUUCAGCAAGAACUUUGCCCCAAGAACGUUGCAAACGAUGUAAAGUUAACUCGUGUUACUGUAUUCAAAACAUACUAAACCACUAGAAUUUGCGUUAAAUUUCACUAACAGCUCGAACCUCGUGGGCGUUGACAAAACUACAACUUCAUGGUUUGUUUUGUAUUGAUGAAGUACGCUAGCGCAUUUCUCCGGUCUCUGGCUGUUCAGCGUAAAGAACAAACCCUAAAAAUGUCUUCUGCUGUUCACGAGAAUGUGAAGAAUUAUUAUGGCUCUCGGCUGGAGACUUCAGAUGACUUGCAGACCAACGCUGCGUGUGUUCUGCCCUCCAAACCCCUGGCCAAGACCGCAUGUGAAGCCCUCAAACAAGUUCACCCGGAUGUUUGCAAGAGGUAUUUUGGCUGCGGUCUGGUGAUUCCAGAGAAGCUGGAAGGAUGUAAAGUGCUUGAUUUGGGCAGUGGAUCGGGCAGAGACUGCUUCGUCCUCAGCAAACUAGUGGGAGAGAGGGGUCAAGUCAUUGGACUGGAUAUGACAGACGAAAUGAUAUCCGCCUCACAAAAAUAUGUCCAGUACCAUCAGGAGAAGUUCGGAUACUCAAAACCAAACACUGUGUUUGUAAAAGGAUACAUGGAGAAGCUCAGUGACGCAGCAAUACAAAACAAAUCAUUGGAUGUACUUGUGUCGAACUGUGUUAUAUGUCUGUGUCCAGAUAAAAGAACUGUUUUAAGUGAAGCUUUCAAAGUUCUUAAGGAAGGUGGAGAGUUGUACUAUAGUGACAUGUAUGCAAGCAAAGCAGUUCCAGACUCUUUCAAGGAAGAUCCAGUUCUGUGGGGAGAGGGAAUGGCUGGCGCCCUCUACUGGCGAGAUCUCAUCACUCUGGUGAAAGACAUCGGUUUCAGCACUCCACACCUGGUUGCAGGAAGUCACAUUGUGGUUCACAACUCAGAACUUCAAAGAAAGAUUGGUGAUGUCAAAUAUGCAUCUGGAACUUAUCGGAUCUUUAAACUUCCUCAAAACUCCACCAAAAGCAAAGCUCUGGUCACAUAUAAAGGCAGCGUGCCUGACUGUGCCGACUGUUUUGAAUUUGAUUCUUCUCAUUCUUUCAAGACAAAUGUCCAAGUGCAGGUGGAUGCAGAGAUGGCUGCCAUCCUCCAAAACACACGCUUCUCCACAGACUUUGACAUUACCAUUUCAGAAACUCUAGAUCCAAACGAGAACGCUACUCCACAGGUUUGCCACCUUAGCCCGUUCCUUCUUGCUGAUAAACUGGGCUCUUCAGUCAAGCAGUGCUCAAAGACAGGACACUGAGGCAACCUGGCGGUGUUUAAGUGAAGCUCCUCAGAUUUAGCACAUCGUCACACAGAUGAGCUGAGAGGUCAAUGAGUUCCUGGGCUGCCAGAGAGACUGCCAAGUACAUCCAGACACACUCUAUUAAAUGCAUUAUAAAACUGUU